Molecule: messenger RNA, 321 nt
Organism: Opisthorchis viverrini
Lineage: Eukaryota; Metazoa; Platyhelminthes; Trematoda; Opisthorchiida; Opisthorchiidae
Exons: 1
Coding region: 1-321 (106 amino acids)
Source: RefSeq, a predicted model, not a curated record
AUGAAUCUAACCGAUACGUACAUGGCGAAGGAAGACAAAUUUCCAGUUGGAAUGAAAAUAUUUGUCAUAGACGAUGCGUUACUUAGUCACUUUGUUCCUGACGUUUUUCAGCUUCUGCGCCGCCAACAGAUUGCUAUUUUACGCUUGUCCUCCUCUCAAGCAACUAAAUCUGGUGCAAUCCCUUCUGCACUCCGAUCCUCAAGUUGUUUUCGAGGACGUCUAAUACGAUUCCACUCUUCGAAAGCUUCACAUAUAGUUAUCUUCGAUUUUGUGAUGCGUUUAACAACCACGCGGCUGAAAGCGAUAAAAACCGCAUUCUGA